Messenger RNA from Saitoella complicata NRRL Y-17804, 2953 nucleotides. RefSeq lists its product as uncharacterized. Gene Ontology annotation, biological process: positive regulation of transcription from RNA polymerase II promoter by galactose; DNA-templated transcription. Gene Ontology annotation, cellular component: membrane; nucleus. Bases 219 to 2951 code for a protein of 910 amino acids. Gene Ontology annotation, molecular function: RNA polymerase II cis-regulatory region sequence-specific DNA binding; DNA-binding transcription factor activity, RNA polymerase II-specific; zinc ion binding. The transcript is spliced from 14 exons. The record is from RefSeq and is a predicted model, not a curated record. NCBI's taxonomy places the organism in Eukaryota, Fungi, Ascomycota, Saitoellomycetes, Saitoellales, Saitoellaceae.
GGAUUCAAGAAAGCGUAAUAAAAGUAAGAGAGAGUCCCACCCGGCAGCGCUUCGAUCCUGCUCCAGUCACGUACAAUGCUUCAGCUGCGACCGGUAUUUUGCAGUACGCUCCCCGCAAUCGCACUCGAGCCCUAUCGAUCGAACAACCCAAACGAUAACUUGGACCUCCUCCAUCUACCGCCAAGCGCUACAACAACUGUCACUAACCCAGACUGACGAUGCCGGCUACUUCCUUCCUUCUCCAGACCGCCAUGCAAAGCGCAGUCCUCUCCUUCCUCUCCAACCUCAUCGCUCAGACCAUUCGUCUCUAUCAACAGCAAUCCAUACCAGUGUUGAACUCGCAGACACUGCUUGGCAUGUUGUCCAGCCUCGCGCUUACGCCCGCUUUUCAGUUCGGCUUGUUUGCGUUCUUGGAUUCGAUACCACUGACAAUGUGGCAGCUCUACGUCGAGAAGGCCUUUCUGGGCCGUAGUGCAAGAAGUGUGGCAUGCAAAGUUGGCUUGGAUCAGGCGCUUGUUGCGCCGUUGAAUACUCUGGCGGUGAUCGGUGGGUUAGGCGUUAUUCAAGGCUUGACCACGGGGAUGAUCGUGAGCGAAAUCGAGAAGAACUUCUUCAACCUCUAUACAUCCGCACUGAAGUUGUGGCCUGUCGUUGCCCUGAUCUCCUUUUCGCUUAUCCCACCGCACCAACAUCUGAGAGACGAAUUGAUGGAUGCCGAGAAGAAGAAGAGUAUCAAUGAACUCGCUGCGCUAAGGGAUGAGAGGGAGAUGUUGACGGACAUGAUGGUUCGAGCCCUGCCUACCGUCAGUGACCCGACUCUUCAAGAAGCAAUGCAAAAGGUCCUCGACACGAACAGAAGGUCGGCUGCUCAGGCAACGUCCAUCCCGAAGGAGGAGCCCAGCAGCGAUUUGCCUCGCGAGUAUCCCGGCCCUGAUUAUACGGAGGAGGAAUUGCUGUAUGAUUUGAACACCAUUCGGAUCACGCACCCCGAGGGUUAUUUGGGUCCAUCACACCCUACUGCGAUCCUGAAACCCUUGGCGAAUGAAGUUGUGCCAGACUAUGAGCGCACGGUAGGACAUUUGCUUGGCUUUGGUACGGAUGAUCUCAAGAAUGCGGAGUGGUUGGAUCUGAGCGUUGAUCCUCUCGAGCUUCCGUCAAGGCAAGACGCAGAUGAAUUAGUCACAAUUUACUUUUCUCAUCUUCACUGUCUCUAUCCCAUUCUCUGGCGUCCUCGAUUUGUGUAUGAGUACAUGAGAUUUUGGGACAACAACAAGCGUGUUGUCUUUUCAAAUAACAACAACUGGCUCGCAAUCCUAAACAUGGUGUUCUGCAUCGGAUCGCUUUACGCGAUGGCUAUGGUCGACAACCCUGAUCAGAAUGGACCGUUGAUCUAUUUCAAGCGCGCGCAGUCUCUCUCGAUGAACAUGUUUUCGAUUGGAAAUCUCGAGACGGUUCAAUGUUACCUGUUCAUGGCAUGGUUUCUGCAUGCUAUGGGAAUGAACAAUAGGGCGUAUACACUCUUGGGAACGGUGGUUCGAAUGGCUGAAGCGCUUGGACUUCAUAUCAAGUCUUCUCGUUCUGGGAUUGAUCCUAUUCUCCUAGAGACACGUCGGCGCGUCUGGCAUGGCAUAAUUGUCUUUGAGCGAACUCUCGAACUUCUACUUGGUCGACCUAUCAGCAGUCCUGGUCGUUUCUCCAAUGUGGAACUUCCGGUGGAGGUAGAUGAAGAAUGGUUCGAAGGCCCACAAUCCCUUCGUGGUGUAGGACAGCCGAACUUCAAGCCUACCCGUGUCGCAUACCUCAUUGAAGCGUACAAACUGUCGAAGAUCACGGAGCAGGUGGUGGACAAACUUUACUCCGCUGUCGCUUCAGCCGUUCCGUGGAGCUUGUAUGAGGUCUCGGUCGCCGACUUGGGGAACCAAACCUUGACUUGGAAAAGUUUGCUUCCGUUUCAUCUUCGCUUUGAGGAUCAGUUUUGUACGGGUGAUCCUGAUGGGAUUUACAUCCGUCAAAGAAAUGCGUUGGCGCUUCGCUAUCACAAUGUGCGCAUGAUGAUCUUUAGGCGGUCAAUCAACACAGCGUUAGCCCGCGGAAAAGAUGCCCAAGACCAGCAUGAUUACGUUCGUACGCGUCCGAAACUGGACAUGACCGACUUUGCCCUUCGCGAGUGUACCAAUGAAGCAAUGCAAGUUUGUCUCAUGUUCCAUGACACCCGAGUGAGAACAAAGCAGAUGUUUUUAGAGCAAGCAUGGUGGGAAGCGCGUCCCACGAUUAUCACUGCCGCUUCGAUUCUUGCGCUAGUUUACAGAGCAUGCACACAGGGCAAUGUUAAUCUUGACGGAGAUACUAUUACGAAAGGCAAGAUUCGAGAAUGUCUGGAAUAUUUAAAGGAUGCUGUUGAGGCAUUGAUUCUCGAUUCGCUCUUAUGUUCAGAGAGGACGAAGGGGAUCGUCCUAUGUCUAAUUAGGUUGGCCGAUGGGGAUACGAAUGCUCUGUUUGACUACAAUCAGAUAUCAAUGACUACUCCAAGCGACACAGACAGCUCAGGAGCUGAGACCGAUUCGUGGUCCAAAACCUUUGAGAUCUCACAGUCGUCUGAAGUCAACUUGUUCGAUGUACGGGCAGGCAUCGAUUACGGUGUGGGCAUGAACGUGCAAAACAUGCCCACGAACCAGGCACAAAGGUCCAGUCCGGCAGAUUAUAGGUGGGUUGAUCAAGAAGUAGGGCUUGAGCAAAGGUCAUAUGGGGAAGGCAUGCCACAAUGGACAACCAUGUUGGCUGUGGAAGGCGAAAGACAGGUGGCAACCCCAUCAAGUGAGAGACGAGGCGCUCCGUCAUCUGCCUUCACCGCUGACAAAUUUGGGCUACCCAUGCUAUACGACAACCCAGUGUGGACGGUUCAUCAGCACUCGCAAAGUCAGGGAUCAGGCGGCGGACCACAAGGUCAAUGAAA